GUAGGUUAGAAAUGAACUUACCUUGGCAGGAAGCGCUGGGCCAGGCUGGCAGAGACAGUGCUUAGCCCUCACAUGCCAGGUUUCUUCAGAAGCACAAAAGGAGAUGUUCUGUUCUAUGAAAAUAACUGGAGCCAGUGGCAAGGAGCAGCAGCAGCACUGCACCAAACAAGGAAAGCAUUUCCAGGUUAUCAAAACAUGCUGUUGAACUGAAUUUCGCAGCUGCAUUUUCCAAUGUACCAUGGGAUGCAUCAAAUCCAAGGCUGCCUGUCAAGGUUCGAAGGCUAUCCAGGAUGAGAAGAUCGGGGUAGGCACCGAAGGAUGCGCCGGGGAGAAAUCCUCUCUGAUAGCAGUGAAGGUGGACGAGAAGGGUCCCUCGAGCACCAUCGUGCUGGACUACGCGCACCGCCUGUCCCGGGAGAUCCUAGAGCAGGCGGUGAAGCAGUGGGCAGUGACGGAGAGCAAGUACAGCGACAUCCCCUUCAUCGAGAGCGACGUGCCCUGAGCCCCGGCCUGGCCCCAGGGAGCGGCCUGGCCUGUCAGUGCAGCAGUUUGUACAUGGUACUGGUGCGAAUAAAGCACAAUCGGCUGUGGUUUGAGGAUAUUGCCACUGUAUGGAUGGGUUUGCAAGGAGAGAGGCUGAGAAAAAAAGUUUGCCUUUUAACCUGCAUUGCUAACAAACUAAUUGGAUCACAGUCGAAUCUGUUCAUCGAGUGUCAUUUGUUAUCAGCUGUAUGUUGAGUAUAUUCUGUCUUUGUAUGUGUUGGAUGUGACCAGAAGUUAGGGUUAAAAAGAAGAUGAGAGGAGUGUGGCUGCCCUGCAGCUGUACAAGCAGUGCCAGAGAGGCCCCAGCGACACCGAGUGACAAAGCGUGGAUUAUUUCUCUGUACUGCAUAAAAGAUCAGUGGCCUGUUAGCAGGUGAGAAGAACUCUCUGUGCUUGGUACAUUUGUCUGCGUUUUGCUGAAGUGAAACCAAGGUCUGCACGUAGCAAAGGUAACUGCUGCCAUAAAUUUCACUCUGAUUCUUUGACCUGGCCAAAUCUGUAAUACCACAAAAUAAUGAAGGCGAUGGCAAGCGUUUCGUAAAACCAAGCAGGAUUCAGGGAACAGUAUGGAUGACAAGACCAUUCACCUUCCAUUCUGGGGUGAACCAGUGAGAACCAUGGCAGUACUGACAAAACAGUGCAUUAUAAUUAGCAGAUGCUUCUGUAAAUGCGUGACAGCUAGUCUCUGAAAUCCUGCAGUAAGACAGGUUGAUGACAUCUGAUCACUGUGUUCAGACCAAAGCUGUUCGGCUUUUUUUGGGUUUGGGGGUUUGUUUAGGUUUAUUUUCCUGUUUGGGUGCUGGUUUGGGGGGGGGAUUUGGUUUUGUUGUUUUGCUGUAACCCAGAUAGGUGUGCAAAAACUACUGAUGCUAACUAGUGAAAUGAACCUUCAAAGGUG
Molecule: messenger RNA, 1441 nt
Organism: Empidonax traillii (willow flycatcher)
Lineage: Eukaryota; Metazoa; Chordata; Aves; Passeriformes; Tyrannidae
Gene: AKAP19
Product: chromosome unknown C2orf88 homolog
Exons: 2
Coding region: 239-502 (87 amino acids)
Molecular function (GO): protein kinase A regulatory subunit binding
Source: RefSeq, a predicted model, not a curated record